Messenger RNA from Physeter macrocephalus (sperm whale), 2298 nucleotides. It is a transcript of the gene ASPA, whose product is annotated as aspartoacylase. Gene Ontology annotation, molecular function: hydrolase activity, acting on carbon-nitrogen (but not peptide) bonds, in linear amides; hydrolase activity, acting on ester bonds. The record is from RefSeq and is a predicted model, not a curated record. Gene Ontology annotation, cellular component: cytosol. The coding region runs from base 148 to 1089 and encodes 313 amino acids. Lineage: Eukaryota; Metazoa; Chordata; Mammalia; Artiodactyla; Physeteridae. The transcript is spliced from 6 exons.
CCUCCACUCAAGUUCUCGCGUGGUUAACUUUGCACUUUGGUUAAAGUCUCAUUUAGAUGUAAAUUUCUAAACUUUGCUUACGAAAUUAAGUUUUCUUUGAUCUCCUCUCUUCUGAAUUGCAGAAAUCAGAUAAAACUACUUGAUAAAAUGAUUUCCUGUCACGCUGCUGAAGAUCCUAUUAAAAAGGUUGCUAUCUUUGGAGGAACUCAUGGGAAUGAACUAACAGGAGUAUUCCUAGUUAAGCACUGGCUGGAGAACGGCACUGAGAUUCAGAGAACAGGGCUGGAAGUAAAACCAUUUAUUACCAACCCAAGAGCAGUGAAGGAGUGCACCAGAUAUAUUGACUGUGACCUGAAUCGAGUUUUUGGACCUGAAAAUCUUGGCAAAAAAAUAUCAGAGGAUUUGCCAUAUGAAGUGAGAAGGGCUCAAGAAAUAAAUCAUUUAUUUGGUCCAAAAGAUAGUGAAGAUUCCUAUGACAUUAUUUUUGACCUUCACAACACUACUUCUAAUAUGGGGUGCACUCUUAUUCUUGAAGACUCCAGGAAUGACUUUUUAAUUCAGAUGUUUCAUUAUAUUAAGACUUCUUUGGCUCCAUUACCCUGCUAUGUUUACCUAACUGAGCAUCCUUCCCUCAGAUAUGCAACCACUCGUUCUAUAGCCAAGUAUCCUGUUGGUAUAGAAGUUGGUCCCCAGCCUCAAGGGGUUCUGAGAGCUGAUAUUCUGGAUCAAAUGAGAAAAAUGAUUAAACAUGCUCUUGAUUUUAUACAUAAUUUCAAUGAAGGAAAAGAAUUUCCUCCCUGUGCUAUUGAAGUCUAUAAAAUAAUGGAGAAAGUUGAUUAUCCUAGGAAUGAAAGUGGAGAAAUUGCUGCUCUUAUCCACCCUAAACUGCAGGAUCAAGACUGGAAACCAUUGCACCCUGGGGAUCCUGUGUUUUUAACUCUUGAUGGAAAGACUAUUCCAUUGGGUGGAGACCAUACCGUGUACCCAGUGUUUGUAAACGAGGCUGCAUAUUAUGAAAAGAAAGAAGCUUUCGCAAAGACAGCUAAACUAACACUCAAUGGGAAAAGUAUUCGCUCCUCUUUACAGUAGAAAUCACUUCUAGCUCACUUGUUAUAGAGUACGUUGAAAAAUUCUACUAGUUCGUAAGCUCCUGAAGAGCAGGAUUGUGCCUUAUUCAUUUCCACAGCACCUAGCCCAGUGCCUUGCACGCAAUGGACAUUCAGGUAAAUUUCUUGAAUGAGUGAAUACAUUAAUGAAUACCUUUUAUAGAUAUCGUACUUUAUGUAUGUAACUUAUUCAAAGAAGCACAUUUCUUAUUUCUGUAUAGCUUUUUAUACCUUAUACUUUGAUAGCUUAACAUUCUUAGUAAACAGCCUUUGAAUUUAAAUUUUAACAUUGAAAUAGAUACUAUAUACAAAAAAAAUAACUUGAGCAUAUAAUUAAAUGUUGUAUGUUUUCAAGCAAUAUAAAAAUGCUACUAGAGGGCUUCCCUGGUGGCGCAGUGGUUGCGCGUCCGCCUGCCGAUGCAGGGGAACCGGGUUCGCGCCCCGGUCUGGGAGGAUCCCACAUGCCGCGGAGCGGCUGGGCCCGUGAGCCAUGGCCGCUGAGCCUGCGCGUCCGGAGCCUGUGCUCCGCAACGGGAGAGGCCACAGCAGAGGGAGGCCCGCAUACCACAAAAAAAAAAAAAAAAAAAAGUGCUACUAGAAACUAAUGGUAUUUUAAAUUUUUUCACAUUUGAAUUAAUGAUAAAGUAUUAAGGAUCCAGUCUAUCAACUUUAGCAGUAGUUGUGUUAUCUGUAGAUUUUUAAAUGCUCUUUUGAAGAUGAAAUGUGAACAAGAAAUGAGGGCUGAUUGUAAAGGUGACAUUAUGAAUAAAUCAAGAAACUCUGAAUGGUCCUUUGUCCACUGACAGUCACCACACAAAGCAUCACAAAGUAUCACUUCUCUGGCAUGCCCACUCGUUCUGCGCUGACCUCAGGGAGUGAAGAACCUCCUUCAGACCUCUCACACGCCCCGCUAGAAGCUCACGUUCCUUCACAACUUGGGAGGCAUGUUGCUCCCAGCCCUCCCUUCUUACUUUGAAAGAACACUCUUGCCCUUCUUCCCAACCAACGUGUAAGGAAGUCUUUGGGCUCCAGUAGCAUAGGUAGUAAAGGCAGAAAGAGCAGAGGGCAGUGGACACUAGUGGAAAUGUGACCCAAAGCCAUCUCUGGUUCACAAAUGCAUUCUUUUAAGACAUUCCUUCCUGGCCUAAAUGCCCAAGUCCCUCACUCCCAGGAUUCUUCUCCUCAAAGUUCC